Molecule: messenger RNA, 1935 nt
Organism: Paramacrobiotus metropolitanus
Lineage: Eukaryota; Metazoa; Tardigrada; Eutardigrada; Parachela; Macrobiotidae
Exons: 3
Coding region: 54-1769 (571 amino acids)
Molecular function (GO): protein binding
Source: RefSeq, a predicted model, not a curated record
UUCAGCAUGACUUCCUUCUCCCUCGGCCGCCUCACAUCUUCAAGACUUCAGCCAUGCCGAGCGGAAUAGGGCGUAACAAUAGCGUGGACGUACUGGGCGACGACGGGAUGAUGCGGUAUGGGAGGGUGGUGGACGUGUCCGACGACGGCCUCUUCAUCGACAUGCUCUGUCCCAACCGACGUCGGGAACCCGUUCCGUACCAUAGCGUCUUCCGACCGAACAAGAUGAGCAAGUGCGACCUGAAACGAGAGCGCAACAGUUCCCUUACUGUCCUUUCCGUGGAAAUCCUGUUACCUCAGACGCCAUCGGGACCGUGGAUUUGGUUGCCUGGUGAAUCAGACAGUUUCCUAUUAGAAAACGCGGCCCACCAGCACACUGGAGCUGUAGUGCACUGGCGCAGUAUGGGCAACGGAAAGUCAUGCACAGAUUUUCUCCCCAUCGAACGCAUCCGGUUGCCUGUUGAAGAGGCGCUAAAACAGCGCCGAAUGAUGAGAAACAAGCGUUGUGCGGAUGAUGAAGAUGCUGCUCAAUCAGACCAUAUUCGUUCAGGAACCUUCGUGAAGCGCACUGAACAGCUGGACGACGAAUUUCGCUCGGUGUCCGCAAAAGACGUCGCGGCGCUCAUCAAGCGCCUGGAUCUCCUGCAACUCUCUUUCUCGUGUGACUAUGAAAACAGUGAUGACCGUGAUAACCCUUUCUAUCAUGUGGACGUGGUGGACCUCGUUGAUGGGCAGUUGGGGUACCUGUCCGAAGUGGGAGCAGCAGAGAGAUCUCAGUGGGGCAGAAAGUUGCUGCGAGCCAUGAUGGUGUCGAAUGCUCAUGGUAAAUUGUCAGAACUGGCAGCGAUAGUUGCUGAAGAGAUGGCGCUGCCGGUGGAAUUGUGGCUGGACGUGUUUUCCUACUUGGACACGGUUACCCAGACGCAGCUGCGCGCGGUAUGCGCCGCUUGGAACGCGCUGAUGGAAUCACCAGCGCUGCGCUGCCGUAUCAUCGUCGGAGACGAGUCGUGGGACUGCAUAAAGCGAGAAUACCGGGUAUUCUUAAGCUUGGCGGCGGUUUACAAAUGCUUGCGCCGUGAAACACAGCACAUUGUGGUGGACAUUCGACGCCGACGGCUGGAUUCAGGAAACAUAGUGGCGCUGUGCGACAUGAUUCGCUUCGUGGCAGACCAGCAAACCGAAAUCAGACUAAAAAGUGUGCUCUUCAGCAAACUGGUGCAUUUCCUGGUGUUUACCCACGGCGUACAUGAUGUUGUCCUUGCGGACGACGCCUGCUAUAAACUGACAUAUUCGAGCUCCGUGUGCUCCCGCACACUACCGUUGCAGCAUUUCAUUGCGAUAUGCGCCAGUCUACUAUGUAAUACCCUCGUCAUGGCCAACUGGCAGGUUUGUUUGGUAUACAAGUACCUUCGACGAGGGCGAGGACGUUAUCCCGUAGAAGGGAUCGUUUGGGCAAAGGUCCCUUCGGCGCGACUGACGACGGGUAGUGAUUUCCGCUGCGCAUUCCUGGAUGCCUUGGAGACAGGAUUGCCGGUACUUACGGAUCAGAAGCUGGAAGAUGUGCGCCAGGAGUUCAACUCCCUGGGUGAUUCUCCUAACGAUGUCAGUGUGAAGGAUGCCGUCUGUGAGUGGCUAAGCGCGGUGCAGUCGGCUGAUCCACGUCCCUCAACGCACUACCGCGGGAAAACCUGGCACGAGGACGACUUGCAGGGUUUGCAGCUAGAAAAACUUUCGGUGUUGUCCGGCAUUUUCUGGUUGGGCACGGACUGAGAGCGAUGGUCCCGUGGGUUUCGGCUGCUUAACAAUGCACCUUUAGUUGCUUGAGCACCGUCGUCCAGAGUGGUUGCCUCGGCUUUGAGUAUUCGUCUGCCGAUAACAGUAAGCAGUGAACAAUAUUGUCGAAGUUCUAAAUCAUUUGCUACAUUUUUUCUUUCAU